Molecule: messenger RNA, 2150 nt
Organism: Drosophila gunungcola (fruit fly)
Lineage: Eukaryota; Metazoa; Arthropoda; Insecta; Diptera; Drosophilidae
Gene: Ugt49C1
Product: UDP-glycosyltransferase UGT5
Exons: 6
Coding region: 425-2017 (530 amino acids)
Molecular function (GO): UDP-glycosyltransferase activity
Source: RefSeq, a predicted model, not a curated record
CAGUGUUCAUUCAGAAGUGCAAACAGUUGCAUCUGUCAUUUCUCCACGAAACAAGUGAAAAGCUUUUCAGGCACGCGAACAUCAAUUUAAUAGUCUCCUUAUAACAGCGUCGCGUAUACUGUAUGUACUGAUUACGUGUUUCAGAUGCUACAUAUAUGGAGCCGUUCAAGCAUUAAUAACCUUAUCAAAAUUUAACAUGAACUUUGAGUCGAGUUGGCAUCAUUAGAGCAAGCGAAAAUAGCUUUUAGUUUUUGGCGCUGGCUAGAACCGUGAAGUCGGAUUUCUAAUCUCAAGAGCAACGGACCUAUAGUGUAAACAAAAACUGGAAACAGGUUGUUGCCAAGAACAGAAUAAGAGAAACCUGGAUUAAACCAAAAAAAAACAUUGGAUUCACAAGUUCUUAGAUUCAGUUAAUGUUUUAAGGAUGCAAUUUGUAUUAGUAUUUUCCCUGCUCCUGGCUGGAACUUUCUAUUCCCAGCUAAAAUUAGCUGAGACAUCUAAAAUACUGGCCGUGUAUGCGUUUCCAGGCAAAUCACAUUUUAUGAUGCACAAAGCUUUGAUGAGGGAACUCGUCGAAAGUGGCCAUCAGGUGACCAUGGUGACUGCCUUUUCUUUGGAGAAAGAGCAGCUGGGGAGCAACUACACGGAGAUCUUGAUAGAACCGGUCUACGAUUUCUGGCAUGAUGUUAAGCUGAACUUCGGAGCCCAGCACUUGUUCGAGCUGACCCGCAUGAACAACUAUGAUUUUCUGAAAAUGCUAGAGAUUAUCGGGCUAAAAACCACGGAACAUGCUCUACGGCAGCCCAAGGUUCAGACUCUCAUUCAUGCCAAGCAGACGGACGGGGUCUUUGAUCUCCUCCUGGCCGAGCAGUUCUAUCAGGAGGCCUUUCUGGCCCUGGCUCACAUCUACAAGAUACCCGUGGUGACCACGAGUACGUUGGGCUACGUGAACCACAUGAGCCAGAUGAUGGGUCUGAUUACGCCUUGGUCUUUUGUGCCGCACGGUUUUAUGCCCUUCACCGAUCGAAUGAGUUUCCUGGAUCGGGUGCGCAACUCCUAUGUAUCCUUCUAUGAAGACAUGGACCGGCUGCUCAACUAUUUUCCCAAAAUGGAUACUGUGGCCAAGGAGUUUUUUGGCCCCGUUUUGGAUGUGGUGCCAAAGGUCAGGCACAUGGAGCGAGAAAUCUCAGUAAUGCUGCUUAACAGUCAAGCACCGCUGACCACGGCACGUCCCACUGUGGAUGCCAUGGUGCCAGUGGGUGGCAUGCACAUCUAUCCACCCAAGGCACUCCCACCGGACAUGCAAGCCUUUCUGGACGGGGCCACCGAGGGGGCCAUCUUCUUCAGCCUGGGCAGCAAUGUCCAGAGCAAGGAUAUGCCGGUGGAAAUGCUGCGACUCUUCCUCCAGGUAUUCGGUUCACUCAAGCAGCGGGUGCUGUGGAAAUUCGAGGACGAGAGCAUUACCCAGUUGCCGGAAAAUGUGAUGGUGAGGAAGUGGCUGCCGCAGGCAGAUAUUCUGGCCCAUCGCAACGUGAAGGUUUUCAUCACACACGGCGGACUGUUUGGCACUCAGGAGGGAGUGCACUACGCCGUGCCUAUGCUGGGCAUACCCAUCUACUGCGAUCAGCACCUAAAUAUGAACAAGGCCGUUUUGGGCGGCUAUGCCAUCAGUCUGCAUUUCCAGUCGAUUACCGAUGAGAUCCUCCGACACUCCCUGCACCAACUCAUCCACAAUUCGACGUAUAAGGAAAACGUACAAAGGGUCUCAAACAUAUUUAGGGAUCGACCGCAGGAGCCCCGCAAAAGUGCCGUCUAUUGGAUCGAAUAUGUAAUCAGGCAUCGAGGAGCUCCCCAUAUGCGAUCCGCAGGCCUCGAUCUCAACUGGUUCCAGUUCUAUCUGCUUGAUGUGGUAGCCUUUGUGGCCGUCAUUGGCUUGACCGGCAUCCUGGCCCUCUUAUUUGCCAUUAGAUUGUUGAUGGGCAGUAACAGAAAGCACAGGAAAGUUAAGAAAAACUAAUUUGUUCGAAGAAUUUAUUAAAAUGCUCUUAGGAAUUAAUAUUUGAAGGUUAAUUGGUAAACAAAAUGUAACAAUCGAGUAUAAGAAAUGUCAGUAAAAGUAAUAUUCUCAUUAAACGUGUGGAAACAUUGUA